Messenger RNA from Astrephomene gubernaculifera, 2000 nucleotides. NCBI's taxonomy places the organism in Eukaryota, Viridiplantae, Chlorophyta, Chlorophyceae, Chlamydomonadales, Astrephomenaceae. The record is from the annotation of a GenBank genome assembly.
UGCAAUAUUGCGGAUAAGCCAUUCGUGUAGUGCAAGCCACUAUGCGCUCACUUUGUGCACAUUUUGAGCAGCCGCUCGUGGCUUCUACAAGCAGGCCAGCGUUGCGACCGCCUUAUCUUAGGGCAAGUGGUCACUUAUAUGCUUGUAACACAUAUCGAUUACGUAAGCAACGCAUAGCGGGGCGUCGCGUGGGCUGCAGUGCGGCGGUUCAGGACGAUGUAGAUGUCGACUAUGAUGUGGCUAUAAGCCAGUUUCCAGCCCCUUCCGCGGGAACGUUUACGCCGGAUAGACGUGCCUUUAGCGAGGAACACAGGAUUCGGGGAUAUGAGGUCAGCCCUGAUCAGCGAGCGACCGUCGUCACGGUCGGCAAUCUGCUGCAGGAGAUAGCCGGAAACCAUGCGGUUGGCAUGUGGGGUCGCACCGACGAGGGCUUCGCCAGCCUUCCAGAUUACAAGGAUCUGCUAUUCGUGAUGACCCGGCUGCAAGUGCGCAUGUACGAAUACCCCAAAUGGGGAGACAUCGUGAAGGUGGAGACAUACUUCACGGAGGAAGGCCGCCUUGCUUUCCGCCGCGAAUGGAAGCUCACGGACGUGGCGACGGGCAAACUGCUUGGGGCGGCCACAAGCACCUGGGUCACCAUCAACACCGCCACCCGGCGACUCUCCAAGCUGCCCGACCCACUGCGGAGGCGCUUCCUGCGGUUUGGGCCGCCUAGCAGCGUGCACGUGCUUCCGCCGCAAGAAACCAAAAAGAAGCUUCCGGACAUGGUCAUGCCAGCUCAGAUCCAGAGCCCUCCCCAGGUGGCUCGGCGCAGCGAUAUGGACAUGAAUGGCCACAUCAACAACGUCACCUAUCUGGCGUGGGCCAUGGAGAGCGUGCCGGAGCACAUCUACAACUCCUACAAGCUCUACGAGAUUGAGCUGGACUUCAAGGCGGAAUGUACGGCGGGCAACUCCAUAGAGGCGCACUGCAACCAGCUGCAGGAGGAGCAGCCUGGGUCAGCCGGCAACGGCAACGGUAACGGCAACGGUGCGGGUGUGGAGCAAGUCAAGCUGCUGCACAUGUUGCUCAAAUGCGAUGACGGCGGCUGUUCGGAGCUGGUGCGGGCGCGUACCACCUGGCGGCAUUUCAUUUAGGUUUGGGUGCAUCUCGGGUGGAAGGGUGUGGGUGGGAUGGGGCGGUUUUGCUGUUUCGUACGUGCUGCUGCCUGGCUGCUCGUGGUGGCAGUGGUGCAUGUAUUUCAUCACGAUGGCGGAUUGCUCGGGUUUAGUGGCUGGCCACUGGCCAAGGAUUUCGGCUAAUGUGUGUUUCCCUGUUAUGGUUUGGGAUGGGAUUCGACUAGGAACGGUUUGUCGAUUGUUUGGCAGGCGUAUAAAUGGUUAUAUUGCUGGUAGGCGGGCGGCUGCUAGCCGCCCGAUUGAAGACUUCAACGCAUUCCUAUGGGCUUGCUGGCGGCUCCCUGUCUCCGUUUGAUUGCUGUCCCGCUUAAGUAUUCACCUGUUGUGUGCGCGAGAGCCGUUGGGUGUAUGUGAUCGCGUCUGAGAGAGUCCUACGAGAGCAGCAAAAGGGUUGUUUUGGCACCUUAUUAGCCCGAAACUGCGCUUAACGGUUAUUUUGAAGAUAAUUAUUUUGCAGAGGCAUGGAAGUUAACGUUUGUCUUCUUACGUACAAAACAGUGUCAUUGCUGGAGUUGUUUCCCUGUCGUCUUGUGUGUAUAGUUCCAUAGAUACGUGUAUGUCCCCAAGACAGCCAACUUGCUUUCGACUGCCAGCUUCGUCCUUGCACAUAAACAACAGAAACCUGGAUUGCGGCCCAUGCUGUGUACGAGUGCCACUCGCACACGAGGGUAAUAAGGUAUGGUUAGCUACGGCCCGUGAGCCCUCGUACGACAUGAUGGCGUAUUAUACGGUGUGAUAAGGGCUUGCGCCCUGCCCGAAGUAUACUCUUCCUAUACCUGACGGCGGAAGGCUUUUACCGGAGUCGUGUAAGAUCGGUCCUAA